Molecule: messenger RNA, 3804 nt
Organism: Rotaria socialis
Lineage: Eukaryota; Metazoa; Rotifera; Eurotatoria; Philodinida; Philodinidae
Source: the annotation of a GenBank genome assembly
AUGAAUCAAGAAAAUAAACUACCCACAAAUGAUUCUCAUCGAGAGAAAUUUUUGUUUAUGAUCUCACGAAAUAAAUUAGAAAAUAAAAAUGAAGAACAAUCUUCCAUUACUCCCAAAAGACCAUUACUUUCACGGGAUCGUGUUAUGAAUGUAUUCAAUGAUAUAUCUCCUCUUAGCGACAGUAAUUCUCGUUUUGAUCAAACUAAAAAUGUACAUGUAUCAAUAACACCUGCCAAAACAAUAAAAAAUGACCAGUCUCCAAAAUCCAUUAUUCAAAAUCAUGUGUUCAGUAUUAGUCGCGCACAAUCAAAAGUUGUCAACAAUGAUGAUAAUACUCAUAUACCUGUGUAUAUACAAAGAAAAGCUAGACCAGCUCCACUAACAACUUGGAAAGCUCCUAUUCCUAUUCCAAAGUCUUCGACAAUGUUAAAAACAAUUAUAGAAUCAUCCUCAUCAUCGUCAAACAUUCAUGAACUUCUGUUAGCUCCUUCAACAAACUCCUUUCAACCAGCUAUACGGCCACGUAUUCCAUUUAAUCUAUCAUCGGUCAAUACCAUCGAUAAGCAAACGCAUGCAUAUACAAUAUGGCUUAAUGGUUUAUUUACACCUGUAGAAUUCAUGUCUAAUACAACAAUAAGUCAACCAAUAUCCAAUGAACAAACAGCAAAGACACUGAAUUCCUUAGUUGAAUCAAAGCGUUGGCAUACAUUACGUGAUCAUGCACGAGAAAUAUUUAUACGAGAUGUUCAAAGCAUAGCUGCAAAAAUCAGUGCUGAUAUUGAUAUUAGUCAAUGUCGAAUAAAUCCUAAAUCUGAUUUAAGUUUUUCUCCACGAGCUGUUAAUCGGCAAGCAUUAUUCAAUUUUAUAUCAUCUUAUAAUCGAAUAUGGUUUCAUCUAGCAAUGGAAGUUCUUUUUCCAAUAAAUAUUAAAAAUGAUCAACAAAUGAAAUUCGCUAUUGAUCAAUAUUUGCUUCAAUCAACUAAUAAUACAUCAUCAGAAACGAAUACAAAAAAAACAAUACUCAACAAUAAUAAUAAUAAAACUGCUUCAGUACAAAUUCGUUUGACAGUUAAGAACCUAAUGAUAAUAGUAAUAUUUCUUGAACAUGCAAAAUUAUUACGUCUAAUUGAUAAUGAUCCAUGUUUAUAUAAUCGUGAUUCAAAAUUUAAAUCAACAAAAGAAUCCAUUGAUGUUUUAUCACGUGAUUUCAUUAGUUCGGAUACAAAUCUUUUACGUCGUCUUAAAUUAGCUGGUUAUGAACCAACAUAUAAGCAAACAUCACUUGACGAGUUCAAUUAUUUAUUAUCGAAUAAUGAAAAUAAAUUAUUUGAAGAUUUAAAAGAUGGUAUUCGUUUAACUCGUUGCACACAAAUAUUAUUAGCAUCAACAAAUGAACAUGUUGCAAGAUUUGAUUUAUCAAAUAAAUUAAAAUGUCCAGUAGUUAAUCUUGUUCAUAAAUUACUUAAUAUUGAUCAAGCUUUUGAAUUACUUCAAAACUAUGGAAACGUUAAUCUCACUGGAAUUUCAAAUAAAGAUAUUAUGAAUGGUAACAAACAAAUUACUCUUGAAUUACUCUGGCGUAUAUUUAUUUCCUGUUACUUAUCUAAACAUUUAUCUCCAAUAGACAAAUUAAAUGAAGAAAUAUUUAUUCUCAAAGAAAAUCUAUCGAAAUUUUCAUCUAAUCCAAUUGAACAGCAACUGAUUACGAUUGAUUUAACUCCCUUACAAAAACAACAUGUGGAAUUCACAUCAACAAUUCAUUUAUUAAUUAAAUGGGUUCAAUUGAUUUGUGCACAUUAUAAAUUUUGGCUCUAUGAUUUACAAGAAUCAUUUGCCGAUGGUCGUGCGUUACUCUAUAUCAUUUCAUAUUAUUUACCAUCUUUAUGUGAUUACAAACGUGAUAUAAAACAUGUAACAACAUUAGCAACAUGUCAAACACGUGAUGAACAUAUAGAAUUUAAUCUUGAACUUGGACAACAACAAUUAACAAAUGUUUAUGAACGCAAUGUUAAAUCGAAUUUUCGUUUAUUAGAAGAAUGUAUUAAACAAUUCGGUACAUUUUCAUAUGAUCUUGUUAAAUAUGAAUCCUAUGCUAAAGAUAUACCUGAUGAAAGAUGUACAAUUAUGACUUUAGCUAUGUUUGCAUAUGAAUUAAUUUUUUCAAACAAUAAUAAUAAUGAAAAUAAUUUUCGUCAUCAACAAAUAUUUCAAGAAUUAAAAGAAAAAUACUCGAGUGAUGAUGAAUCAAUAGUUCAUUUGAAGAAAGAAGAAAUAAGAAAUAGCGAAUUAUUGAGCCAACACGAGAUUGAUACUAUUCAAGAUAAUUCAAUGAAUUCUUCUGAAAUUUCAAUGACAACUAAUCCGUUGGAAGAAAAGCCAACAUUUAAACAUUCAAGUCCCUAUGAAACUAAACUUAUCUAUUCUAAUCCUAGAGCUCAGUUUGAAUCAACACCUUCAUCAUUUGAAGAAGAUGAAAAAAAAUUAAUAUUAUUUUCACCAUCAGUUUUGAAUUCAAUGAACUAUGAUAUUCUUGAUCGCCUUGAGUUAUUAUCACAGUUAGAUCACAGUGAUGAAGAUGAUUAUUCAUUUAAUUCAGAAAAAUCGAAUUCAACAACAAGAAUCAAUCAUCAUCAUCAUCAUCGGUCAUCAUUUGCAGCAACAAUGGCAGCAAUAUCAUUACACGAUUUUAUUGAACUAGAAAAAACAAUUGAAAAUGAAGAAAAUAAAACUCCUACGGACACUACAUCUUUAUCUCUUAUGGAUCAAACGAUUUCAUCAGAAGUUGAUAGUGUUGAAUUAAAUAAACUAGAUCAAGUAUCAUUUGUUGAUUCAACCCAUAGAAAGUUAAUUAAAGAAACACUCGCGUUAUUUUUAUCUCAUCAACAGCAUACACUGAGAGAUGAAGAAUCUGUUGGUCAUCAUCGUCGUUCUAUUGAGGAAAUAAAGAACGAACAACAUACAGAAGCUGAACGUGAAAUAAAUGCUGCACAAAUUUUUCAAGCUUAUUGGCGUGGACGUCAAGUUCGACUUAAUAAUGAACUAAAUCAUCAUUCUGUUGUUGCUAUUCUCGAAAAACUUCGUUCAUACAAUUCAAUAGAUUGCUCAUCAUUAACAUUACGUGAACGUCUAAUCCAAAUCGUACAAGAAUAUUCUGAAUCAUCAGCAUCAAGCCUUACUGGUCAUUUACAAUUUUUAAACGAUAUAGAACCAAUAAUAAUUUACAGUCUUGAAAUACGUUGUUUAAUAGCUGAACAAGGUUUAUUACGUUUAUUUUUUAUUUUGAUGAGAUGUUGCAAUCGUAGUGAACCAUCAACUAUUUUACUUCUUAAAGUAUUGAAUAUUUUGCAAUUAUUUACUAUUAAACAUUAUCUUAUUAUGAAAUUAAUUGAUAAAUCUGAACAUAUAAAAGAUUGUAUAAGGCUUUUAUUGAAAUUUUAUCAAAACAAUGACUGUGAAUUAUUUGCACAAAUUUGUUUUCUUUUUCAAACUAUUGUAAAUGAUGAAGAAGCUCGAAAAAUACUACGAUCAAAUAAAUCCUUUACUCAAACAAUCGUCUACAUUUAUAAACGUAUAUUUAACAAAAUAACAAUUGAAGAUGAAAAACAUCGACAACAAGUACGAUCAACGCCAAAACAAUCAACUGGAUCAAUAAAACGCCCAAAUACUAUAUUAAAUCAAUCAUCGAUUCUGUAUCAAACUCCGAAAAACACGCAUCGAUCAAUAUCGUCCAAUCAAAAUGAGAAUAUGUUUAAACGAAAUCUUGUGUCUAUUGAACAAUUCAUGAAUUUUUUUUAUCGUGAUUAA